Sorex fumeus (smoky shrew) is the source of this 1509-nucleotide messenger RNA. It is a transcript of the gene DHRS13, whose product is annotated as dehydrogenase/reductase 13. The record is from RefSeq and is a predicted model, not a curated record. Lineage: Eukaryota; Metazoa; Chordata; Mammalia; Eulipotyphla; Soricidae. The transcript is spliced from 5 exons. Bases 124 to 1245 code for a protein of 373 amino acids.
CCGGGGCGCGCUCUCGGCCUGCUUCCAGGUCAGUGCGGAGUGGAUCCCGAGCGGAUCCCGAGCGGAUCCCGAGCGGUCCCGGGCGGCGCGGGGCCUGGGCCGCAGCCCCGCCGCGCAGGCAGCAUGGAAGCGCUGCUGCUGGGCGCGGGGCUGCUGCUGGGCGCCUACGUGCUCAUCUACUACAACCUGGUGAAGGCCCCGCCGUGCGGCGGCCUCGCCAGCCUGCGGGGCCGCACGGCCGUAGUGACGGGCGCCAACAGCGGCAUCGGGAAGAUGACGGCGCUGGAGCUGGCGCGCCGCGGCGCGCGCGUGGUGCUGGCCUGCCGGAGCCGCGAGCGCGGGGAGGCGGCGGCCUUCGAUCUCCGCCAGGAGAGUGGGAACAAUGAGGUCAUCUUCAUGGCCUUGGAUUUGGCCAGUCUGGCCUCCGUGCGGGCCUUUGCCACUGCCUUCCUGAGCUCUGAGCCACGGCUGGACAUCCUCAUCCACAAUGCCGGGAUCAGCUCCUGUGGCCGGACCCGGGAGCCCUUUAACCUGCUGCUGCGCGUCAACCACGUCGGCCCCUUCCUGCUCACACACCUGCUGCUGCCGCGGCUGAAGGCCUGUACCCCGAGCCGAGUGGUGGUGGUAUCCUCAGCGGCCCAUCGGCGCGGGCGCCUUGACUUCACACGCCUGGACCGCCCGGUGGUGGGUUGGCAGCAGGAGCUGCGGGCAUAUGCCGACAGCAAGCUGGCCAACGUAUUGUUUGCACGGGAGCUCUCCACCCAGCUUGAAGGCACCGGUGUCACCUGCUAUGCAGCCCACCCAGGGCCUGUGAAUUCGGAACUAUUCCUGCGCCACGUUCCUGGAUGGCUGCGCCCACUGUUGUGUCCACUGGCGUGGCUGGUGCUGCGGGCACCCAGAGGGGGAGCCCAGACACCCUUGUACUGUGCUCUCCAGGAAGGCAUUGAGCCCCUCAGCGGGAGAUACUUUGCCAACUGCCAUGUAGAGGAAGUGACCCCAGCUGCCAGAGAUGACCGGGCAGCCCGCCGGCUGUGGGAGGCCAGCAAAAGGCUGGCAGGGCUUGGGACUGGGGAAGAGGCUGAACCUAAUGAAGACCUGGAACCCGAGGACCCAGGGACCCCUUCUCCUCCCAACAGCCCCCAUCCUGAGGAGCCCACGGUUUCUGAAUCCCACCACAGCCCAGACUUGUGUAAACUCACACACCGACUUGUGGUUAAAGCUGAACCUGAGCCCCAAACCUCCUAGUGCCCCGUGGCACUUGGUAGCACUUAAAAACCAUAGGUGUGUGCCAGCCUGGGUGGUUGACAUUUUUUGACUUCCGUGGUUCCUGCCUGGGGCUUGAAGGUAUACCCUGGAGCCCUGUUCUCUGGGUCGAAGGAACUAACGGGUAAUUAUUUCUUCCCCAGAAAAUCAGCCACCCCAGACUGAGAGGUGGGGAGUCAAGUGCCAGGCGCUGCUUCUCUUUAGCUGUCCUAUUCUUAGGCCCGCCUUGCCCUCGGUGGUGCCGCU